UUGGUGCUGGAGUGUUGCCGUCGUCGUCGUCGUGUAGCGUACCGUGGCCGCGCGUUUAGCUAGUUGCGCUACACAGCCUCGUGAUUAUUUACUGUGAUAUCGCUUUCUUCCCGGACUACUCGAUCGUUGUCUGUUUUCCGAAGCGAAUUAAAACGCACCCACGCAGAUCGCCCAGGUUGCUCCCGACCAGCGUGGUCUCCAGCGGCACGCAGGAUGGGCACAUCGCAAUGGAGAUAGAGGAGCAGCCGCUAUAGUAGACGACCCCAGGUCGUCCCAAUUGACCGGCGCAUCCGCGAUCGUUCCCGAGUAAAGACACGAUCGGCUCGUCCGCGAUGGCUACGACGGCGUCGACGGAGAAGAUGGACAUGGCCAAAGACCUGCCGAAAAAGAAGCUCGUCAACACGAAUCUGAUAUCCCUCAAGUGUCUUCUGUUCAUCUUCUUCGGAGGCCUCGGCUGCCUCUUCCCGUUUCUUCCUCUGCACAUGACGAAGGUGGGAUUGAACAUCGAGGAUGUCCGAUUCAUAUCGACAGUCUCGCCGGCGAUCGCGAUAAUCGGACCCGUGGUAGCGGGACUGAUCGCCGACAAGCUCGCUAGGCGCCACGGUAAGAAUGACAAAUCAUCGAGUGGCCGUUACCUCCGUGUGAUGAUCGCCGUCGCCUGCAUCUUCUCGGCGUUCUUCUACUCGCUGUUGAUGCUAAUGCCUAGAAAGGAUUUCGCUCUAUUGUCGGCCGGGCAAGGCCCACGCUUGAAGUUCAACUGCGAUCGGCACGGAGCGAUGGUACGGCAAGAACGAUGCGAGACUCGUUACGGCUGUCAUCGCUGGACGGACGACGACAGCGGGGUGGGUACCAUGUUGCUGGAGAACUGUAACUACGCCUGUUACCCGACGAGCGGGUCCGGACGACGGUACAACACGGAAUUCGCCUUAGGUACCACGGUGUUCAAGAACGCCGUCGACACCGACCCGGACGCCGAUUUCGAAGGUAGCGGUGCGAUCACGGUCGCACCAUUGGCAGGCGUGCAACAGGAUCACGAAGAGACGAGAAAAACCCGUCGCUACAUUAUCGCCGAGAACGAGCCGCCGCAUCUGUGUUACAAGGACGAGGACGACAACGUCGUCUGUCACGUUUAUACGGAGUACUCGGGCAGCUUGCAGGUGAAUGGUAGCCUCGGGCAAGCUUUGAAUGCCGAAAAUGAAAAGGAAUGGUGCGCCUAUCCGGUGGCUGAAUACUUCUCCUGUCGCAUACCGCCCGAUCUGGAAAUCAGAAUUCAAGCCGAGUUCAAUCAGAGUUGCUCCAUAGAAUGCGACCUGAUCGAUCCGUAUACCCUGCCCGGCAAUGUGCUGGCGGAAAGCCAGUGUCAACCGUUCGGCGAUUGGGCGGUGGCGUCGUGCAACGGCCAGUUUGGCUGCAGACCGUGUGUCUGGAUAUACCUGGCCGUGCGAAUUGCGGAUAUCUUCCCCACGACCGCCGUCGCCUUGAUCGACGCGGCGGUGGUGAUAGCAACCAGGGAGACGUCGUGCGGCCGCGGUGACGUUGGACGUCAAUUGGCCUUCGGCUCUCUCGGUUUCGCCCUGUUUGGACCCUUGGCCGGUUAUCUGAGCGUCUUGACGAGCAAUAUCGGGCCAGCUUAUUGGCUGCCCCUCGUCCUGCACGCCGUGAUGAUGAUCCUCGCGGCCGUCGUCGCCCUGUCGGCGAACGACAUGCCGCUGAGCCCGCCCGAAUGGUGGUGGCACACGAGAAGCGGCAUGCUGGCGUUGCCGAUGAGCGCCGUCAAGAGAUACGGCUGCGAGACCGCCGCCCUCUUCUUCGUUCUGUUAGCCCUGGGAACGUUCUGGAGCGUGAUGGACAGCUAUCUACCCUUGCACUUGCAGAGGCUAGGAGGCGACGAGCUCUCCAUCGGCGUCGCUAUGACGGUCGGCGCGAUACCGGCGUUCUUGUUCCUCUGGAAGUCCGAGCAUCUCGUGGACUAUUGCGGCCACAGCAAUCUUCUCAUCACUGCCUUCACGGUGUACAUAAUUAGGUUCAUCGGACUGAGUCUCGUAGCGGAACCUUGGUGGUCUCUGAUCUCGGAGGCUCUCGAAGUAUUCACCUUAGGAAUAAUGUGGGUUACUGCCAUUCUUUACCUGCGACACUUGGUACCGCGCCAUUUAACGGUGACCGCCCAAGGGCUGCCUGUGAUAGCUCACUUCGGCUUCGGUCGGAGCAUCGGAGCCGCCAUCGGUGCUUACGUCAAUAUCGGCGACGGGGACAUCGUGAACUCGCUUAGAUAUGUUUACUGUUGCAUGGCGGUAGCGGCGGCCGUAGUUGCUGUCCUGUAUUUCAUAUUAUACCACGGUCUACUGAAGCCAAAAUGUCACGCACACACCAUCCAAGGUCCCCGUCAACCUUCCACGAUUGUGCAAGCUGCUAUAAGAGAUUACGAAUUGACAAUGAACGGAAAUGGGAAUUACACGCCACUAAGGGUGUACCAUAACGGAAUGGGCAGAAAGGGCCAAUUUCGAUACUGAGAAGUUAUACGUAAGGAUAAAACCGAAGAGUUCUAGGAAUUGCUGCGACAAUUGCGAUUUCGCAGUGCAACGCAUAUGAGUGUAUCAUCAGCGACGACCUGCUGCCAGCGACCUGUGUGUGUUCUCUCGUGUGUCUUCAUAUCGCUCACUUUAUAUCUCUGAUUUCUAUUUAAGGCGACUCGACGACCAUUACCGUUUCUGUUUCUUAACACGUUCGUUACCAUACACGCGCAACGCAUUAUGCGUUAGCGCGUCUAUUCUCGCGUCACUCAAACAUUAAAUUUGUCCGCUACGCCAGUGCGUGUUAGCUCGGUAGCGGGCGUGUUAAUGUGUUAUUAUUUAUGUAAACUAUUGUACGAAGGACCACUACUUGCUCAAGUACGAGUUGUACGAGCUACACCAUCAGUUUCUACAUUUGUAUUCCAUGAUAGUCCACGUCACGCGAAAUCACAAUGUAUUCGAUGAUGAGUAACAUUGCAUACGAAUGUAAACAUGUUUUCGCGUACCGUAAUACAUAAAAAAAAAGUAAGAGAUUGCGUUCUUCAUAUACAAACGUCCAUGAUCGAGAGCUACGAACUAUCAUGCGGUUUUUUUUUUUAGUUUUCUACCGAGUUGAUUUUCUUUUUGUACACAAAUCGUUGAUUACAAACUCUCUUACAGGGAUACGACUAGAUAAAUGACUUUCUAUGAUAAAAAAAAGAAGAAAAAACAUUACAGCGAGACUUACACGCGUCUUCAUGUGUAAUAUAAGUCGACUAGAUAUCGAUAUGCUGAAAGUAAGAUGUUUACUCGACCAGGCGAAUGUUACGUUUCUGCGAGUUAUAUAUAUAUAUAUAUAUGUAUACGACAAAAAGUGGAAUAAAAAAGUACGUUGGA
This is a messenger RNA of Dinoponera quadriceps, 3386 nucleotides long. RefSeq lists its product as uncharacterized. The coding region runs from base 333 to 2510 and encodes 725 amino acids. Gene Ontology annotation, cellular component: membrane. The record is from RefSeq and is a predicted model, not a curated record. The transcript has 11 exons. Lineage: Eukaryota; Metazoa; Arthropoda; Insecta; Hymenoptera; Formicidae.